Molecule: messenger RNA, 5342 nt
Organism: Pocillopora meandrina
Lineage: Eukaryota; Metazoa; Cnidaria; Anthozoa; Scleractinia; Pocilloporidae
Source: the annotation of a GenBank genome assembly
AUGGAAGAGGUUAAAACACUGAAAAAAUCCAUCUUUGAGGUGGCAGAGGCCGUCGAGAAAUUUGCUCUUAACUAUGGCAAGCGACACCUUAGUGCAGGGAAGCCUUUAAAAAGGAUCGUUUCCCCAAAAAUGGGUAAGGUUGUGACCUUCAAUCCUGUUUAGUUUCAAGGUCUAUUCCUUUGUUUCUUACUGACUUGCUGACUGACCGAAUGCGUUUUCAAAUUUCCUUAGAUGAUGUAAGGACUCAGUUAUAAGCCCAACCUAUUAGAAACGUUAUUGUUCGAUGUCAUCGAUUCAUCUGUUCUUGUAAUUUCUUUGGUAGUUUGAUUUUUGCGGUGGAGAAAGAAAUUCAAGGUAUUCUUGAACAAUCAACAAUAGCGAACUAGAAUCUUUCAAAUUGUGAAACCCUUCUUCUCACUUUGUUUACUGAAACUUUUCUUAAAUAAUAGAUUGGUAAGUACACUUUACUAACUGAAAUUGUCAAAUCUUACAAAUACUUUCCGCAUACUUCAUACUAUCCACUCAAAAAUUGGCCUAUCAUCUGCGAUGCACAUAAAUGCAAGAUUUUUAACAGUACUCCUAAAAACUCCCUAAUGAACUCUACGGUUCUCCAACGAAAUAGUUCGAGGAACGAAUUGCGUUUUGACAACACCAGUCCGUCCAGAACUACUCACUUUUUCAUCAGUUUUACAUUGAAUAAACGUCGUAAAAUGGUUGAAAUCGUCGAAUAGUCGUAAUAAAUAAGAUGCCGACGAUAAAUAUUCAUCCAAUAAGAUUAUGAAAUAUUUGAGUGCACCGCAAAACACAUGUUUGUGUAGAUGUGCUCUUGUAAAUUUCAUCGUAAGUGCUUUCAUUUGUCAUUUUUUGUCCGACAGUGUUGGCCAUUCAAAAGGCCUAUCGCCAGAAUAAAAGUGGUUUCCACUUUGAGGAACAACAAUGGCAAGCGAGAAUCGAUAUUGCUGCUUCAAAUUUUGAGGAAAAUGGUUCGUAUUAACUAUUGUGGUAACUUUACAACUUUUAGUAUUGGUUUCUCCAAUCGAAAUUUCUCUACUGAAAUAAAGCCUCAUAUAAAUGCGCUUCCUUAGUUUACAUAGUCUAUCUUCUUUAACCAUUCGCCUUCCUUCUAAUGUCACAUACCUCUAAAAUUUGAAUUUUGUGAGUAUUUUUGUUCUUGUUUGAUAACACUUUUUGCUGAUUCUUGGGGGGUUUAAAGGAUCAUUGGCAGUUGCGUUUGUAUACAAGGAUCUGCAUGACCUACUCCUAACAGAUCAAGCCAUCAGGAGUAAAACAGACAACCAAAGGUGACGUUAUUUUCGCAUUACUUCAUGUGGUUUACCUUCAAAAACACGUAACACGGAAACACAUAAGAUCUAAGUUCAACUAACCUGAACUUAGAAACUUUCCAAAAACCCUAACGAAGGUUUGAAGACUCCCUACUUGUCUCUGACCAUUCCACCUUCAUAAAAAAAUCCCCUUGAAUCUACCAAAAUGACGUAAUGUUGCUUCCUUGGUUUUGGUCCAUUUUCAAAUACAAUUUCUUCAUAGGAAUAUCAACUCCAGGAUAAUGGCCGUAACUAUGGACCCCAAGCCAGAAACAUUGAGAGAAAAUGUCACCCUAAAGUUCAAAAACCUAAAGGUAACAUGACAAUUUGUUGCUAUACGUUGCUUUGAUUUAUUCUGACGAGAUAAAAUCUAUUUUCAGGUCUUGGAAGCGGAGAAGCGCUGUAUGUUUUGGAGUAACAUCAGCAAAAGGUAAAAAAACUGCAAUAUAUUAUUGUAUAAUAUUUAUUCCUUCUUCAAUUAAAUUUAGUAUGGAGGAGAAUGAAUGAACUUUCUCAGAUGUUUUUGUGCAGAUUAACACUUUCCUUGAAGCCAACAUGUUGUCCUUUCAGAGAGCGGAAGUCUGAUUGAAAUGUUCUCGCAACCAAGACGACAAUGGAAGAAAACCUUAGUGCAAAAUUGUGAAACAUAUCGUCUUCCUCAAACAAUGAAUCAUUUUGUGUCCUAUGUUAACUUUACUUUUUUUUCAUGUCUGACAGCUUUUCAGAGGAAGGAUGUCAUGUAGUUACAUCAAAAAGCAACUCAGAAGAAACAGUUUGCAGCUGCAAUCAUUUGACGCAUUUUGCCGUCUUAAUGGACUACGACGAUAGCACAAUGGUGAUAAAAUUAUAUUUGCCUUACUGAAUAAUUUUAUGGGCUCGAUGAACUAACUCAAUAUUCUCCUUAAUAUUUCUUUUUUUGACACAGCUCACCGAAGAGGACGAAACAAUUCUGAAAACUAUCACCUAUGUGGGACUGAGCCUUUCCAUCGUCGGGAUACUUUUAACAUUAAUACUUUAUUCUUGCCUCACGUAAGCAAUGUACCUGAAUAAUAAUUAGGUAGAUUCUUAACUCCCUUCGACAAGGCUGGUGAGAAAAGAGAUCUCAGUGCAAAUCUCCAUGCAAACAAGAAUAUGCAUAUCAGAUAAUUCACAAAUUCAAGCUACAUUUCAUGCCUCAUCACAAACGCUUAAGCAACUCAUGGUUUCACGGUUAAUGAAUUCUUUAGGGCUUAGACAUAUUCGUAAUAUUUUCCUGUUUUGUCCUUUCUGAAGCUAUUUACUGACUUUUUUCUUUUCUUUGCUGUCAAGAUGUAAAUAAUUUUUAGCCAUAUUUUUCUGAGUCUUUUAACUCAAUUUUGUUUUGUUUUGUUGUUCUUGGUGUCUUCAAUGUGUUGUUGUUAUUGUUGUUGUUGCUUUUGUCUCGUUUAUUCUUUGCGUUUUUACUAUUAUUUUACCAGAGAUGUUCGUCAACCUCUCUCUCAAAUUCGACUGAGUGUUUCUAUGUCCCUUGGAGCUGGACAGAUCAUCUUCCUAGCCGGAAUAAACGCCACAGAAAACAAAGUCAGUGGUCACUCCUUCUAUCCAUAGAAUCAAUUUCCUCUUUGCACCGUAAAUAUCUUGUCGAAAGAAGCACCACAAGAAUUAUACGAAAACUCUUUCUUUCCACAGGCUGCCUGUGUUACAAUAGCAGCUCUGAUGCAGUAUUUCUUGAUGGCUGCUUUCUGUUGGAUGCUGAUCGAGGGAAUUUAUCUCUACUUCUUCGUUGUAAAAGUUUACAACAUUAACACCAAGAUGAUCAUGUAUCACGUCAUCUCAUGGGGUGAGUUUAUUAUUUUAAAACAUGCACUGGUAACUGUAACCAUGCUUUCGGAUCGCCAAAUCUGGUGUUGUCAUGCAGUGAAGGGUUUCCAUUUCCUUCCUUUCUUUAUGGGUAGGUCUUCCAGUGAUCAUGGUGGCCAUGUCAAUUGGAAUCGCUGCUGGAAAAGAAGGGUUACGAAGCUAUACGAGUGAUAAACAGUAAGAAGAAAAAUUCAAGGGUUUCUUCUUGCUCUUCUCCUUUUAAUUUGUUGCAUACGAUUCUCUGUUUUGUUUUUGCAUACAGUUUGAAGUCGGUAUCAUUUAAUUUGCUGAGAAUUCGUGUUUCUUUCUUGUGUUUCACUUCUUCGAGUUUAGCUGCUGGCUUUCCUCGACUAACAACCUGAUCUGGAUAUUCGUCGCCUUUGUGGCUUUCAUUGAAGUUGUGAGUUUAUGAUUAUUGUGAUUGGUAUGCCUGAACCACUUGCUGUUUAAGAUUUUUUCUGCUCUUUAAAAAACGAAUUAAUUAUUUAUGAUAUGACCCCACACAAUAUUGAUCAUUUCCUUUUCCUAUUUACUCACAAAAAAAAUUUGGAUGUAACUGCUAUUUGGGAGGAUGCUCGUCAAUUCUAACCUAGUGAUGGCUUUCAAUAGCGAGUAAAACUUGUUGACACAAUAUCUUCACAGGCAAAAGAUAGCUUCAUAUAUUCUCCAACUUUAACUAAAUAGUAUGAGAAAAAAGAUUCUUCCCCUUCCUUGAUGUUUUCUUACUGUUUCACAUUGAUGUAACAAGAUAUGUUUUUUGCGCAAAAAAAACUCUUAAAAACACUGAACAAGAUUAAAGGAGCAGGAGGAGCAGGAGAUAUUAAAUUUAUGUAAUUUAACAUGAGGAUUAACUUUACAUAGAUCAUUCAGCUCAGACACUUUAGUUCACGACUUCUUUUGCUCAUUUUCAGAGAAUCAAAGCUCAUAAUCUAGGUCCCCUGGUUGGGAGUUCUAUUCCCUUUAAAUGACACUUCAUCACACGUUUGUUACCAAGCUAGUAACGUCUUUGGCAAGGAUCUUCUCCUGCUUUGGCUAUUCGAUAACCAUAUCCAAAUAAUACAUAUAUUUCUAUUGUACUUUUCAGCUCAACAUCUUGAUACUCGCACGAGUCAUUAAGGAGAUGACCAAUUUGUUGCAGCCAACAGGAGAAGAAGACCAUUCCCAUCAAAUACGGUAAGAUUCACAGCAUAAAACUAAAGCAAAAUAGUGAAAGAAGUUGGCCUGUCCUCCUGCAAGGCUCUAUUCGCCUAACUUCCUCAUUUCCUAAUUAGUAAGGUCUUACGAUACCUAAAACAGAAAAUUCAUUGUCAAAGGAAAAUAAAGAAAUGUUUUCUUUUUAAUUCGUAGAAUUGGCAUUAAAGCAUGCGUGGUGAUGAUUCCCCUGCUGGGCGUCACGUGGCUAUUUGGUCUCCUCUCGCCUUUACAUAAAGUUUUCGUUUACAUCUUCACCAUACUUAACUCUUCUCAGGUCAGUGUUCGAUGAUAACUCACAAAAUUAUUCAAUCUCUAUCAUUUUUUUACAUUCUAACCAAGUGAGACACCAUCACAAUUGUCACAAGAUAUCUUUUGGAAUUUUGAAAACAAAAAUGCUAUUAAUUAUGAGAAAAAGACAGGCUUCUUUUUUAAUCAUAAGAUAUGAAAUUUUCUUUCCUUCCUGGAAAUCCUAAUAUAUAUUUGACUAAUUUGUUUGCAUAUUGUAAAAAUUAGUGAUCUUAAAAUCAUUUUUAUGCUGCAGGGUUUCCUAAUUUUCGCUCUACAUAGCAUGCAAAACACUCAGGUAAGAAAAACAUGAAAAAGUUUAUUAACUCCAUAUCAUCAGUCUUUAGUGUUUCGAUAGAUAUCCAACUACUAGUGCUAAAAACCGUAUUUCGUGUUGCUCGUCUAUUUGCAGAUCAGAGAGCGUUUCAAAAGAAAGAUGAAUAUCGUUUUUCCAUCCUCUGUAAAGAACAACUCCACAACGAAGAGCUCACAGGUCAAUCCAAGUGAGGCUGUGGAUGUAUGGGCAGUUGAAUUGCAGUCGUGCUGAAUUUGAAUCGAAAUCGCGCUUAACUUAAAUUGACGGUCAAUUACUUAGUAAAAUCACUUAGUUAACAGCAAUAGGUCGGUAAGGAUCUAUCUGACUUAAGAGCUGCCGGUAAAAAGAGGUCUUUCUUUUCAAUAUUGUUUAAGCACUCAACUAGC